CGCAAAUGGGUUAGAAGAGAGAACAAGACGAUGUUACUGCGCCGUGGAACAUCCAUGGACUCUCUGCAAACCGGUCUGCAGCCACUUAGUCAGAUAAAUAAGAUAAAUGACAUCAUGAUCGAAGACAAUAAAGAGAACAAAGACCAUUCCUCAGAAAGAGAUAGAGCUGCUUUCAUUUUUUCCUUGAAGAAUGAGGUGGGAGGACUUGUAAAAGCUCUGAAGCUCUUCCAGGAGAAGCAUGUGAAUUUGGUGCACAUCGAGUCCAGAAAGUCAAAGAGAAGAAACUCAGAAUUUGAAAUUUUUGUUGACUGUGAUACCAGCAGAGAACAACUGAAUGACUUUUUUGACCUAUUGAAGUCCCAUACGAAUGUACUGUCUGUGAAUUCACUUGAUGCUUUUUCUGUGCAGGAAGAUGAUAUGGAGACUGUUCCCUGGUUUCCAAAAAAGAUUUCUGACUUGGACAAAUGUGCCAACAGAGUUCUGAUGUAUGGGUCUGAGUUAGAUGCUGACCAUCCUGGUUUCAAAGACAGCAUGUACCGUAAAAGACGAAAAUAUUUUGCAGACUUGGCUAUGAAUUACAAGCAUGGUGACCCCAUCCCUAAGGUUGAAUUCACUGAAGAAGAGAUAAAGACUUGGGGAACUGUGUUCCGAGAGCUCAAUAAACUCUACCCAACCCACGCUUGCAGAGAAUAUCUCAAAAACUUACCUUUGCUGUCUAAAUGCUGUGGGUAUCAGGAAGACAACAUCCCUCAAUUGGAAGACGUCUCACGCUUCUUAAAAGAGCGCACAGGUUUUUCCAUCCGUCCAGUUGCUGGCUACUUGUCACCAAGAGACUUCUUAGCAGGUUUAGCAUUCCGCGUUUUUCACUGCACUCAGUAUGUGAGACACAGUUCACACCCUCUCUAUACUCCAGAGCCGGAUACCUGUCAUGAACUCUUGGGUCAUAUCCCUCUUCUGGCCGAGCCUAGCUUUGCUCAGUUCUCCCAGGAAAUUGGCUUGGCAUCCCUUGGAGCAUCAGAUGAGGCAGUGCAGAAGCUGGCUACGUGUUACUUUUUCACUGUGGAAUUUGGCUUAUGCAAACAAGGAGGACAGCUGAGAGUUUAUGGUGCUGGGCUACUCUCUUCCAUCAGUGAACUUCAACAUGCCCUCUCUGGACAAGCCAACGUGAAGCCCUUCGAUCCAAACAUCACCUGCAAGCAGCAAUGUCUCAACACUUUCCAGGAAGUCUACUUUGUGUCUGAAAGCUUUGAAGAAGCAAAGGAGAAGAUGAGAGAAUUUGCAAAAACUAUCAAGCGCCCUUUCGGUGUGAAGUACAACCCAUACACACAAAGUAUUCAGAUUCUGAAGGACACCAAGAGCAUCGCCAGCGUGGUCGAUGAACUUCGACAUGAACUUGAUAUUGUCAGUGAUGCCCUUAAUAAAAUGGGCAGACAUUUGGAUGUCUAAAGCUAGGAGGAUAUUCCCUACCAACUCAAGAGUGAUUGGUCCUAGGUAGGAUUGGACUACUGCAGAGGACAUUGGAUAUUUCCAUAGAGGCCCAUGAGAUAGCCCAUUUGUUUCAAGAGCUAAGAGGUGGCUGAACUAGCUGGCUACCAAACAUAAUUCUUAACCUCAGUGAUGUCACAAGAUGUUAUUAAGCAAUCCCUAGAAAUUUUUAUAUAAAAGCUCUACCUGGCUAAUCUGCAGGGAUUUGUCUGGCUCCACAAGUAGUUGAAUCCUACUUCUAGGAAUAGGAAAAAAGACUAUUUUCUCCACAAAAUAUUUUUCCUCCUUUGAGCAAAGUAACUAGGCUCUCUGUAGUAUGGACUGCCAGAUGGGUGUCUUCAUUUGAACUCAUGCAGAAACAUCUGACCUCCUUAAAUUUAUGAUGCUUAUUACUUAUUGUAGAAUUUGAGACUUCCUAGAACCCUGCCCCAAGGCACAAGUCAUAUUCCUAUGUUUAGGUUGGGGAAGGUAUUGCCUGGACUGAUGAUGCCCAUUCUGGAGUUAUGGAGAGCCCUGGGGUCUCAAAUGAUACUUAAUCCAGUAUAGGGGGUUCUGGCAACACAUGAUCAGGUGGUAAAAAGUCCUGUAGUAGAUUCUUUAAUAUCUCAUCACUUUACCAGGUAGAACAUUAAAGUUCAAUUGUGAGUGAUCAUGCUCUUACCCAAAAGUA
Messenger RNA from Phascolarctos cinereus (koala), 2155 nucleotides. It is a transcript of the gene TPH1, whose product is annotated as tryptophan hydroxylase 1. Gene Ontology annotation, molecular function: iron ion binding; tryptophan 5-monooxygenase activity. The record is from RefSeq and is a predicted model, not a curated record. Gene Ontology annotation, biological process: serotonin biosynthetic process; aromatic amino acid metabolic process. Gene Ontology annotation, cellular component: neuron projection. Lineage: Eukaryota; Metazoa; Chordata; Mammalia; Diprotodontia; Phascolarctidae.